UCUUAGUGCAUGGGGCAGACUAGCAUCUAGUGUGUUUUGAGAAUUGAACAGGGAAUCUUCAUUUUUAAAUUUAAGAUGGAUUUGCAUGAUGGACCUGACAUUAACUAUAUGUCAAGUUACAUUGUUAUUUUUCUGUUCAUCCGAGGAGUGUUUAAUGGUAAUUUAUUUGCAGUUACUACUCAAAACCUGCAUGUAUUUAGACACUGCAGUUUCCAGAUAGUACUAGUUUUGUGGAGUUUUAAAAUACAUAAUCCUGUAUGCUAUAUCACAACAUGCUAAUGAGGGUGCUCAGAAUCCUGUUACUUACAACCCUAAAAGCGUUGUUGUGUGGCUUGACGUGUGAGUGGUGUUGGAACUUCGUUACAGUAAUUACAUCAUCACUCCCUAGAGCUUUCCAGCACCAGAGAUGUUGGGUUGCAGCUAAGGGAAGCUCUAAAGCAACAGCUCACCAUCAUCCAUGAGAGAGUGGAGGCCAGGAAAAUAGCUAAAAUGGCACUGGCAGAGGUUAGGAGCAUCCUAGCCAAAGAGGAGGAAGAGAGGACCAUGAGCCGAAUAAGGGAGGAGUCUGAAGCCAAGGCAUGGGAGAGGGCUGAGGCACUGCUGAAAGAGGAAGGAGAGAGAAUAGAGAAGGAAGACGUGAAAAAGGCCAUGGAAAGGAUUAGAAAAGAGAAAGAAGAAAGGGAAAAAAUGGCAGAAAGAGAAGAUGCGAAAAAGGCAAAAAGGGUGGAAAAUGCUGAUGUGAAGGAAAAGCCAGAUGAUGAGAAGGUGGCUCACAACAAGCCUGUUGAGGAGGAAAAUAAAAAGGUUGAGAAAGAUGGUAAAGUCAAGGAGCCCAAGAUGGUUGCAAUUAAAAAGAAAUUGUAAGAGCUGGGAAUUUUUUUGUGUAACUUGUGUCUACAUCUUGCUGAACUGGAUCCCAGUCCUUGUACCUUCUUGAGUAGGACGUCCUUAUUUUCUUACUGAUAGUUUACCCAAAAAUCUAAAUUCUGUCAUCGUUUACUCACCCCCGUUAUUUCAUACCUGUGUGACUUAUUUUCUUACACAGAACACAUAAGAUGUGUUGAAGAACGUUAUUAACUUGUUUUGUGUCAAUACUAGAAGUGAAUGGGGGCCAGUGCUGUUCAGUUACCAACUUUCUUCCAAAUAUCUUGUUUUGUGUUCUGUUGAAGGAAGAAAGCCAUACAGUUUUGAAAUGGCAAGAGGAAGUAAAUGAUGACAAGUUUUUCUUUUUUGGGUGAACUAUCACUAAGUGGCAUGCAGUAAAAAGUUUAUGGAGUGUUUGAAUGGCAAAGCCAACAAGGUGCUAGUCACUGAUCAUCAUGUGGAAAUCCUUUCAUUUCUCUUAAUAUUUUCUUUAUUAGAAGGUAGAAUCUUAGUUUACUCUAACUUCUAGCAAUACUGUUAUGAUUUUAACCUUAAGAUUUUUCUGAUGUUGUUCAUGUCAAAAACAUAGUAUUACUUUAUGGACAAGAAGCUUCUUGUGUUGUCAAUAAACUAUGAAUCUCUAAAUUUA
Molecule: messenger RNA, 1513 nt
Organism: Triplophysa dalaica
Lineage: Eukaryota; Metazoa; Chordata; Actinopteri; Cypriniformes; Nemacheilidae
Product: myb-like protein X
Exons: 1
Coding region: 490-864 (124 amino acids)
Source: RefSeq, a predicted model, not a curated record